Messenger RNA from Penicillium robsamsonii, 930 nucleotides. RefSeq names its product DUF1769 domain-containing protein. The record is from RefSeq and is a predicted model, not a curated record. The coding region runs from base 1 to 930 and encodes 309 amino acids. NCBI's taxonomy places the organism in Eukaryota, Fungi, Ascomycota, Eurotiomycetes, Eurotiales, Aspergillaceae. The transcript is spliced from 3 exons.
AUGAUGAAUCAGGACACCAACGCAAACAAGCAUCGCUUGAAAGUAACGGCAGGCGCAGACUACGACCCCAAAACUCACCACCAAGUGGUACCUGUAAAUGGCCAGACAAUCCGAAUCGAGAACGAGCACGCUAUUGUGAGUCUCUGCGUACGAAUCAAAGAUUACACAGGCUAUCCCGAAAGUUCACCAUCCACAAGCCCAUAUUUCGACCACCCUCUGCAUGAAAAAGAUUUAUAUUCCAUAUGCUUCUCAAUAAUUUUCAAAGAGCCGGUGAACGGCAACAACCUCUUUUUUGGCAAUGACUUCGAUCAUCCAAUCCGCGACAUCCUGCCUCCAGGAUUCAAUGCAGCGCUACGGAUAGUCAAAUGGACCCUUGACCCUAGCCUAGACGGCGAUGUCUACGCUGAUGAGCCGUAUCUGUACAGCCCGGCAUUGGCAUCAUGGGACCAGUUUCGCAUUGGCGAUAAAAUGUGGAAAACAGACGACGUGCCAAUGCUCCAUGAUGAGAUCAUUGAAGAAGGUUCUUAUAGCGACGAUGCUGCCAGUUUGCGUCGGCAAUUUAAUAUCCCCGAUACAGUCGAGGGGCGUAGAAAGCAUUUCCAGGAUGAGGCUAAUAGAAAGGAGUUUACCUUUGAGCCUGGGAGGAUGUAUGCUGUUGAUUUUGGAAAUCCUUAUUUGGCAUUCAAUGAUUUCUCUGUUCGUCUUCCUGGAUUCACUCUACCUAUCAUGAAGUAUGUGGAUGAGAAGAACCAUCAGCUGCGAUAUACACUCAAGGAUAUUACAACCGGAAGGGUGUAUCUUGCUGUAGUAUUCUCGGUGGUCCUAGGCGAAACGGAUGGCAAGGAAGACAACAGCAAGAGCGGGCAACGUGACGAGAAUCUAGGGAAGUUUGACUGGGAGGCAGAGCCAUCGUCUGGCGAUGUUGAGUGA